CUCAAGAAAUGUAAAAACUUCUUAUAAAAAAACGCUUAAGAAAUAGUCAAGAAAAUUUCCUGCUGUAAAUUAUCUUGUGAUAGUAUGCAGCUCUAAAGAAAUCUAGUACUAGUUUUUAGUACAUUUUUUCAAUAAAAGCGUACAUGGCAAUCCUGGUUUUGCGAAGAAACAUGAAAUCAACAAUUGUUUCUUGAAGGAAAAUCAAAGUAAUCAUUUCUGAAUUUCUGAAGGAAAUUGAGCGGGAAGAAAGAAAAUGGAACUCUUAAUACCCGCAGCCAAGCGGCAAAAGAGAAUAAAAAAUUUCACAGCAAGUGAAAAACGAAAACUAAUUAAAGAAGUGGAAAAGUGGCCGCGAAUAUGGGACACAAAAAACGUUAUGCAUUCGAAUAAGAAUGCUUUGGAGCAGGCCUGGGUCCACAUAAGCAAUUCACUUGGCAAAACUGUUAGUGAGUGCAAAGUUGGAUGGAUUAGCUUACGGGAGAGCUAUCGCUAUCACGCCAAAGUGGCCCGCAAGCACAAAAGUGGUAGCGCUCGUGGAGACCCGAUUGAUUGGGAGUUUGCUGAAGAAAUGUCUUUUUUGCCAAAUGUAUCACACAAAAGAAGAACUUCCACAAGUCCAACAUUUGAAGAUUUGGAUUCAUCUUCCUCCAUAAAUAGAGCGAAUGUGGAGGAGUUAAUUAUUCCACAAUUUGAUUAUAGUCCAACACCCACCACAAGUAAUCGGACGUUAAGCGGAAGCCAAAAUGACGAGGCAUGGAGUCGAUUCAACAACAUUUUAAAGAAGCAAGAAGAUUUGGUGGCAGGAAAGAACAACUCACCAUAUGCACAAGCCCUUGGUUGUUUUGACUGGUUGUUGAAUAAGCUUCCACAGUCAGUUGCUGAUGAUAUGUGUAUGGAAUUUAACAUUAUGCUGUUACAGAAAGUAACGGAACUUAAAUCAAAAAAAUAGAAUAAGGAACAGAAAUAAAACUUUUACUAAUAUCUUUUUAUA
This is a messenger RNA of Bactrocera neohumeralis, 991 nucleotides long. RefSeq lists its product as uncharacterized. Lineage: Eukaryota; Metazoa; Arthropoda; Insecta; Diptera; Tephritidae. The record is from RefSeq and is a predicted model, not a curated record. Gene Ontology annotation, cellular component: transcription regulator complex; nucleus. The coding region runs from base 254 to 949 and encodes 231 amino acids. Gene Ontology annotation, biological process: regulation of transcription by RNA polymerase II. The transcript has 5 exons.